ACGACAGUAAAAGGCUAUAAAAGAUUGUCCUGCGCCCAGUGCGUUUACACCCCAGAACAGGGAACAGAUCUUCCACUUCAGCUCCGAGUGAGCAUCAGCAAGAGAAACUGCAACGAUGAGUUAUGGAGACAUCACUAGAGUGUAUGCUACUGGUGCUUCUGAGAAGACUUCUCAGCAGGAUAAACUGGGUUACUCUGGUGUGAGAGCAUCAGAAAAAAUGGCCCAAAUGGAUUCUGAAAGAAUGAAUAAAUUCAGAUCAAAAAUCAACAGAGUGGGAAGUCAGUGCGGUAUUGAUCCGGCCCUUAUUGCUGCCAUCAUCUCCAGAGAGUCCAGAGCCGGAAACGCCCUGGAUGACGGAUGGGGGGAUCACGGUAACGCCUGGGGACUCAUGCAGGUGGAUAUUAGACAUCACUCUGCAAAAGGAGACUGGGACAGUGAGGAGCAUCUCCGCCAAGCUACAGGGAUCCUUGUUCAUUUCAUUAAAAGGAUUCAGAACAAGUUCCCGAGCUGGAGCAGAGAGCAGCAGCUGAAAGGAGGGAUAGCGGCCUACAACAUGGGGGACGGAAACGUCCAUUCAUAUGAAAAUGUGGAUGCCAUCACAACUGGCAAAGAUUACUCCAAUGAUGUUGUUGCCAGAGCCAAGUGGUACAAAAGAAAUGGUUACUAAAUUCAGCUUGAUAAAUCUGUUUGUCCUGCUAUAAAGAAAAGAUACUUCCAUGCAAACUCAAAAUUUUUUACAUGUUUAUUCAUGCAACAGGUUUUGAUUAUAAUACAGAAGCGUGUUGCUGCUGUCACAGAGGAUCAGCAUCAGCAUCUCCUCCAUGUCUUAGAUCAAAAAUGAAGUGAAACUUGUCCAUUCUCUACUAGCUUUCAUUAUGUAUGGACUAAAGCACAACUGUCCAACUCAGGGCCCGGGGGCCAAAUCUGGCCCGCAAU
Poecilia reticulata (guppy) is the source of this 936-nucleotide messenger RNA. Its product is annotated as lysozyme g-like. Gene Ontology annotation, cellular component: extracellular region. The record is from RefSeq and is a predicted model, not a curated record. Gene Ontology annotation, biological process: defense response to Gram-positive bacterium; peptidoglycan catabolic process. Lineage: Eukaryota; Metazoa; Chordata; Actinopteri; Cyprinodontiformes; Poeciliidae. Gene Ontology annotation, molecular function: lysozyme activity.